GUUACAGGCUGCGGGACACUAGACAAGAAUCAGCGCUCAGAAGAUGUAAUCGCAGCGUUCGCGCAAGAUCGCGCACCGGGAAAUGACGCUGCUUUUGCGCAGCAGCGGGUCAUGGGCGAAGCGGUGCACGUACCAGAGGAACGUCGGCGUGUUGGCACUGCUUGCAGGAUGUUCAUGUGGAGCAUUGCUUGCAGACGCAGUCCACGUCGCGCCACGCUCCGCCUCACUCCUGGCGUCCGAAAACAAUAAUGUUGCGGCCGUGGAGCGGCAAAACAUUUUCUACCAAAACCAGGGCCUCGAUUGGCAGUACGGUUCUUGCCACGACUUGCGCGUCGAUCACCAGUCGCCCGUGAAUUUCGACGCGCGAUGGACGACGAACAGUUACCCAACCGAACGAAUUCAAAAUUUCACGAUCCACUAUCCGGUGCUGGAGCCGAAGCUGGCACUCAACUGGACGGGCUCGGAGUUGGAAGUUUUGCUCCCGCCUAGCUACACUGGUCAGCUGCAGUGGAACGGCGAAAUUUACAAGCCGGUGAAGAUUAUCUUCCGCGCAAAAUCCGAGCACACGCUGAACGGACGGAGGUUCCCUUUAGAAGCGCAGGUAUUGCACGAGUCGGUGCUUCCUCCGGUAGUUCCGGGGGUGCGACCGUCCCGAGAAGCGGCCUCCGCAGACGGUUCUGUUUCAGAUAGGGUUGUACCCCCGAAGAUAAAGACGGCCAGCCUCGUCGUCUUUUUCGACAGCGCUGCUGACGUUGACGAGGCCGCCGCUUUCACGGCCAAGGAUAGCUCCGCCACGGACUACGACAACGAGUUUCAAAAGCUACUGGCAAAUUUUCCGCUCCCCCAGCAAUUUCCGAAUGUUGUGAGGCAGACCGACGGGAACUUCGAUUUACUAAGUGGGUUCAAGCUGGAUAACACGACCUAUUUGCAAUACGUCGGGUCCGGGACCUCGCCGACGGACGAGCAAGUGGUCAUUCUCGACCCACGAAACGCGUCCAACAACACGAUCGUCAACACGGCGUGCAGCUCCGACCGGCUGUGGUUCGUGCAGCGCGAGGGGCCGGUGCUGGUUGCCAACUAUCAAAUACAGAAUUUGGCGAACACGAUCCGGUACCUGAACGGGAAGCACGACAACUACCGUGCGUUGAUGCCGUUCGGGCUCCACCGGCGCGUGCACGUGUUGCGGGCCUCCACGGAGUACCAGGCGACGCCCAGUGAGAACGCGCGAAACUACGAGAUGAUGCCGUGGGGCAAGAACCCGCGGACGGACGCCGAAGUGCGGGCGAUCAAAGCGGCGCAGAACGCGAAAAAGUUUGCCAAAAAAGUCACGAAAUACAUCAAAGACGUGAAGCAAGCGCACUACGAGGCCGCGAAGGCAUACCAGGACGCGAUCGUGGAGGCCACUUCGCUCUAGAUAGGUUUGGGAAUCUUCAGGGUUUGUUACCCUACAUGUUCAUCUUCUUUUCCAAGAUCUGCAGACACGCAGAAAAAAUAUUUCCCUGAAAAGUGAUCGUGUCGGUUCGAGUUGUGAAAAUCGAAUGCCAAUGAAAG
Messenger RNA from Amoebophrya sp. A120, 1551 nucleotides. NCBI's taxonomy places the organism in Eukaryota, Dinophyceae, Syndiniales, Amoebophryaceae. The record is from the annotation of a GenBank genome assembly.